AUGGCAACCAGGCGAAGAAUUGGUGUUGGCGCAGUUCAAAAUCGUCAACAAACCGCAAACAAAUUUGCAGCAAAAGGUGAACAAUUGGCUGGUGAACAACUACAACAAUUCUCGCAACAAUUGGAUCAAUUAUCAGCUGGACUUGAGAUGUUUGCGCAAAAACAUCGAGAUGAGAUCAAGAAAAAUUCGCAGUUCAGAAGACAUUUUCAGGAAAUGUGUGCUAGUGUUGGAGUUGAUCCAUUGGCUUGUGAGUUAUUUUACUUUACAAAAAAUAUUGACAUAUUUUAAUUUUUUAGCUAGCAAAGGUUUCUGGGCAAAAGCUCUAGGAUUUGGUGAUUUUUAUUAUGAAUUGGGUAUUCAAAUUGUCGAAAUUUGUUUAUCAACAACACAUAUUAAUGGUGGAAUUAUGACUGUUGAAGAAAUACGAAAUCGAUUGAUGAGAACAAGAUCGAGAACUCGAAAAGAUGUCAUUUCAACGUAAGCUUUUUCUUGUGAAUUUCAUAAAAAUCUAAUUCCAAUUUUAUUUAGUGAUGACAUUCUGCGCGCUGUCGAAAAAUUGAAAGUAUUGGGAAAUGGUUUUGAAUUGGUGCCCCUUGGCGGCGGACGAUUUUUGGUGCAAUCUGUACCGGGAGAAUUGAGUAUGGAUCAUUCGAGAGUUUUACAAUUGGCUGAAGAUGCCGCAUAUGUGACAAAGGAAUUGAUUAUGGAUAAAUUGAGGUAGAUUUUUUUUUGAAUUUUAUCUGGAAACCUUGAAUUUUCAGUUGAGUUUUGAGAUUGAAAUUUGCAAGAAACCCUUUCCACAUAAAAGUUUUAUAAGAAACCCUUUCACAAUUCUACCCAAUAUUAAAAAAAUCGAUAUUCCAGAUGGGAUGAAGCUCGAACUCAAUCAGUUUUGGAUUAUCUCGUCAAAGAAGGUCUCGCUUGGAUCGAUGAACAGGUAUACCUUUUUUCUAAAUUUUUUAAAUGUAGAAAAAAGCGUAAUUUUCAGGCUUCUGAUACAACCCAAUAUUGGAUUCCUUCACUUUUCCUCCAACAAUAUUGUCAUUCAUCAAGCAGUACUUCAGUUUCAGAUUCUCUUCACAGUAUGAGCAUGAAUAAUUAUUGA
Caenorhabditis angaria is the source of this 1105-nucleotide messenger RNA. NCBI's taxonomy places the organism in Eukaryota, Metazoa, Nematoda, Chromadorea, Rhabditida, Rhabditidae. The record is from the annotation of a GenBank genome assembly.